AUGUCGGAUCCAAUGACCGCGGAUAGUGCCUUCGGACACCCCUCGAUGCUCUAUGCACCUCUGUAUAAUUCGUCUUCCAUUGGUUUUGGGGAGGUCCCAAAAUAUACCGCGUCAUCGGUCGAAGGCUUCGACCAAGUCCCUCUCCAAAACUCCCGAGUUCUUGAAUCCCCGGUACCGACAGUGGGACCAAGUAGUAGAGACCCGUAUACCGCAACUCUACCAAUCCACGACCAAAGGGCUAUCGUGCGUCAGCCGGAGAAUCGAAGUCUGUUCUUUGAACCGCUUUUCAACCAUACCGACUUUUACCUUACGACGGCAGUGGGCACACCAGGUCGAAACCCAAACAAUACCCAUCAGAACACGGGUCCAUUCGACUCACAGCCUGCAAUACCACACGAAGAAUCCUUCGAGUCCGCUUCAAGCUUCGACGGAUCGACGAAACCCGUUAACGAAUCAUCACUGCGCAUCCACCCCAACGUCAGAAAUCACUUCAACAACCUCUCCCUCUCAAGCAGUAUCCGCGUAAACGGGUAUCCCCGUAACAUCCAGGACGCCCAGAUCCGCAACAUCUUUGUCCCUAACUGGGCCGCUACAUCUCUCAACACGGUACCAGACCCAGGCGGUCUCGACGAUGCAUUUGCCGAUAUUUAUCAACAAGCUACGAAUCUUUUAAAAGAUGGAGAGCCGUUGUCUAAGAUCUUUGGACAUCAUCCUAAUGUUGCGGCGUUGUACGAUCAGCAGGAGUUUGAUCGGUCGUGUCUUUUGUCGCAGUGGGCGGCGAGGAUGGUGCAUAGUGUUAAGCGACAAGGAUAUGAUUUUACUUGUUUUGCGAGUAUGAAUGUCUUUUGGUAUGUUAUGAGAUGGACGAUUCAACCAUCACCAGAGACAUACGCCGCCAUGCCGGAAUGGAUUCGACCAACCUCAAAUCAACUUUUCACACCACACAUCAGCAUGGCCGACUUUGUCCUCUGGCCCGGCUUCCGCGAACUCGUGGUGCAACUCCCCCAACUCCAAGAACGCAUGGCAUGGCUAGCCGACAUGUCGAUGUUCAUCAACUGCGAAUGGCCUUACCCACUUGAACAAGCACUUCAUAGAAAUCCUGUUUCUGGGGAUGUUGAUCUCGUAGAUCUAGCAAAGGAAGCGAAGUCUGCAACCUAUGAUCUGACGUCUGAUCAACAUGACAUGAUUCAGCUCAUGGUCGACUAUCUCUACACAGGUGACUACUCAGUGGACUUGGACGGAAGCAUCGAAGACAACCCGAAAUGCGACUCUGCAAGUCUCUCUACACACGCUGUUAUGCACUCACUGGGCGACAAAUACGACAUCGAAGGACUCCGAAGUCUAGCAACCCAAAAGUACUGCUUAGAAUUACAAGGCAGCCUGAGUGUCACCAACUUCUUCUCAUCAAUCCCAUAUGUCUACACCCUGACGCCCGAAAGCUCAAGAGAUCUUCGAGAUCCGGUUUUGGCAUUUGCAAGAAAUCUGCUGGGAGGCGAAGGGCCAACGACCUUGGGUUUCGUUCGAGAUGCGAUCGAUGAGCUAUAUGUUGAGUGUCCGGAAUUUGUAAAAGAGCUCUUCUAUUCUUUGUUGCAAAAUCCCUUAUUGGGAUAUUGUCCUUGUACGGGUCCGAGGGACACGGUGCCUGUUGAGGCGAAGGAGUGCCGGUGUAGAAAGUGUGGAAAGAGCGGUGCUAGUCUUAGAAGACCAUAG
This is a messenger RNA of Fusarium coffeatum, 1710 nucleotides long. RefSeq lists its product as uncharacterized. The transcript is spliced from 5 exons. The record is from RefSeq and is a predicted model, not a curated record. Bases 1 to 1710 code for a protein of 569 amino acids. Lineage: Eukaryota; Fungi; Ascomycota; Sordariomycetes; Hypocreales; Nectriaceae.